AUGCUAGCCGUCCUUACCCAGGCAGUGACGGCCCUUACAAUAGCAAGCACCAAGAAGGAAGCGUCAACUCCACCUCCAGCACCAGCGGUAGCACCAGGAUGGAAGCCACCUCUAAAGAAAUUCAGCGGAGCAGAGCACGAGUCCCCGGAGGAAUUUGCAAACCAGGCCACGGAGUACCUCCUGGAUAUGUCAAUCCAGGAGAAGCAUUGGACGGCAUAUCUCCUUCAACAUGGUCUCGAAGGAGAUGCAGCAAUAUGGGCCACUACCCACGCCGAUCCAAAGACAGAUCACCACACCUUCUUCAAGCGGCUUAUCGAACACUUCAGUCACUCCAGCCGCUAUUCAAAGCUGCUAGCGAAGUUAUACGGACAUAAACAAAGAUCCGAGCCAGCAGCAGAAUUCAUUUCAUACAAGAUGGCCCUAUUCAACAGGGUCUCGCCAUCCACCAUCGACGAGGAUCGAUGUACCAUCAUCACUGACCAAUUGAAGCCAGAAUUAAGAAAAUUCCUGAGGGUCAACCCACCCAGGACGAUCGAGGACCUACGUCGAACAGUGGACGAGUUGGAGAUCGACAUAAAGGCUUCCACCCCGGCUAGUGCACAGCAAAAGCACGAAAAACAGCCAUCUACAAGUGGAAACCGAGGUCCAGGACCGCAACAGCCGCAAGAUCGCCAACUCCAGCCACCACCACGACACAAUAGGCCUCAACAAUCAGAGACCCUCCAGGACUGGCGUUCAAGAGGCAACAAUAACCGCAAUCACGGCGGUAACUACAACCAGAGUCGCAAUCAAGGCGGCAAUCACACAAACAACCAAUCCAAUCGUCACCAGAGUGGCCAUGCAGUCCCCGAAGCAACAGCCCAACAGCCUGCGACGUCAGGCAAUGCGGCCAUUCAGGACCUCUACAACUCCCUGGCUAUCCUCACACAAGCGGUUACGGCACUAACCCUCCAUUCCACGAAGGCGGAAGUCCCUGCAGCUCCACCAACCCCACCAGCACCGGCUCCGAGAUGGAAGCCAACUCUAAAGAAGUUUACCGGUGCAGAACACGAGAGCCCUGAAGAAUUCGCCGACUUAGCCACGGACCACCUGAGGAACAUGAACAUAGAAACCAAGUACUGGACGGCCUACCUGCUCGAACACGGUCUAGAGGGAGAAGCUGCAACAUGGGCCACAACUCAUGCGGACCCUAAACUAGAAUACCACACAUUCUUUGGACGACUGAUCGACCAUUUCAGCCAUCCUAGUCGCUUCUCCCGCCUCCUGGCCAAGCUAUACGGCCACAAACAACGAGCAGAGCCCGCAGCAGAGUUCAUCUCCAAGAAGAUGGCCUUAUUCAACAGAGUUUCCCCCUCCACCAGGGAUGAAGAUCGUUACACCAUAAUUAUGGACCAACUACGUCCCGAAAUCAGACAAUUUCUAAGGUCCAAUCCACCAAAAACGGAAGAAGACCUACGUCGUACAGUGGACGAAAUUGAAAUAGACAUCGAGGCUUCCACACCGACCAGUGCGAAGAAGCACGAGAAGCAGGGAUAUUUUCCUUGA
Messenger RNA from Diabrotica balteata, 1545 nucleotides. The record is from the annotation of a GenBank genome assembly. Lineage: Eukaryota; Metazoa; Arthropoda; Insecta; Coleoptera; Chrysomelidae.